Messenger RNA from Parasteatoda tepidariorum (common house spider), 997 nucleotides. The record is from RefSeq and is a predicted model, not a curated record. Lineage: Eukaryota; Metazoa; Arthropoda; Arachnida; Araneae; Theridiidae.
AUGCAAAGGUGGGCGCUUUUCCUGUCUGAUUAUAGUUACAGGAUACUUUACAGAUCUACAUAUCAGCAUGCUAACGCAGAUGCACUAUCCCGUCUUCCGCAAGGGCCGGAUGCAACUUUUGACUCUGAGGACAUCGCCUGUCUCCAGCUGGACCAAGCCGAAGAGGAGGCAGUAUCAGGUUUUCCAGUCUCGUCAUAUCAAGUGGCAAAGGAAACAAAGAAGGAUCCGCAGCUCAGGCAAGUGCUGUACCACGUGCAAACUGGUUGGUCCAGCGCGCAUAGGCGAACCAGGGCGCUGACGGAAUGGUAUAAGCUCCAACACAGGCUGUCGGUUAAGGGCGGCGUAUUAUUACUGGCUAGCGAUGAAGGAGUUAGGGUAGUGAUUCCGCAUAAGUUGCGACCAAAGGUAUUACGCCUUUUACAUGAGGGUCAUUGGGGUAUAGCCAGGACAAAGCAAGCAGCCCGCCGUUAUUGUUAUUGGCCAGGAAUAACCAAAGAUAUAGAGGAGAUGAGCAAGCAUUGCGAAGCAUGCCAAACUAGUCAGGCAGCGCCGAGAGCGGAUUUAAGCUCAUGGCCCCAACCCUGCGAGCCGUGGGACCGCAUACAUGUAGAUUUUGCGGGUCCUUUCUUAGGGCAUAUGUGGUUGUUAGUAGUGGACGCAUUGUCAAAUUAUCCGUACGUGAUGCGCAUGCAACACACAACUGCACCACAUACAAUAGAUGCUUUGAAGAAAGUUUUCGUAACAGAAGGCCUCCCACGAGUAUUGAUCUCCGAUAACGGCCCGCAGUUCAUAUCAGCGGAAUUUCAAAAAUUUUGUAAAAGUAGCGGGAUACAGCACAUUUUGGCUCCACCGUUCCAUCCUCAGUCAAAUGGAGAGGUGGAAAGAUUAGUGCAGACGUUCAAGUCAGCCAUGCUUAAAGCAACUAGAGCGGGUGCAUCAGUAGAGCAGGCGUUACUUAGCAUGUUGACCACCUAUAGGACGUUACCAAAUAUGUCAG